AUGACUCGUCCUCCUUCCCUCAUCUUCAUCCUCAGGCGUACUCUCAAACCCCUCUCUCCUCCUGCUCAUACAAGCGCGAAUUUUAUCAGAUCAAUGGCCACCGUCCACCAGCUCGCACAGCAGGGCUUCGGCACCGGCACCAACGAGCUCUACGACCGUGCACGCCCUUCCUACCAGCCUGCCGUGCUCUCGCACGUACGCAGCGCGACCCGGGGCACCUCCCCGCUCAACGUGGUAGAGAUCGGUUCUGGCACGGGCAUCUUCACGCGUGCGCUCCUCGCACACCCCGAUUGGUCAUCCUCUAUCAAUCAGCUCAAAGCCGUCGAGCCGAGCGAAGGCAUGCGCAGCGUCUUUACCCAGACGGUCAAAGACGACCGCGUCUCUACUGCCGAGGGCACGUUCGACGCGACCGGGGUCGAGGACGGCUGGGCCGACAUCGUCAUCAUCGCCCAGGCAUAUCACUGGUGUCCUGACUACGACGCAGCCAGCGCCGAGUUUGCUCGUAUCUUGAAGCCGAACGGCGUCGUUGCCUUUGUUUGGAAUUUGGAGGACAGAGACGGUGCGGAAUGGGUGGCUCAGUUGCGCGACCGCAUCGAAUCCGAGGAAAAGGGCACGCCCCAGUUCCGUCUCAUGCUCUGGCGCGCGACGUUCUCCACCCCGUCGUACACCAAGUUCUUCGAUCCGCCCGAGGAGAAUGAAUGGAAGUACGCACUCCCAGGAACGCGUGAAAUCGUAACGGAUCGCGCGCUCAGCAAGAGCUAUAUCGCUGUGCUUUCCCCUGACAAGAAGGCGCUUGUCGUGGAGGACAUCGCAAAGAUCCUUGAUAACAAGGGCGGCCUCAAGUGGAUGGAUGAGGAAAAGGGUAUCUUUGAAUAUCCUUACGGUACCGUGGUUGUGCUUUGCAGGAAGAAAUGA
Molecule: messenger RNA, 915 nt
Organism: Fibroporia radiculosa
Lineage: Eukaryota; Fungi; Basidiomycota; Agaricomycetes; Polyporales; Fibroporiaceae
Exons: 5
Coding region: 1-915 (304 amino acids)
Molecular function (GO): S-adenosylmethionine-dependent methyltransferase activity
Source: RefSeq, a predicted model, not a curated record